This is a messenger RNA of Lasiodiplodia theobromae, 1206 nucleotides long. RefSeq names its product Magnesium and cobalt transport protein. Bases 1 to 1206 code for a protein of 401 amino acids. NCBI's taxonomy places the organism in Eukaryota, Fungi, Ascomycota, Dothideomycetes, Botryosphaeriales, Botryosphaeriaceae. The record is from RefSeq and is a predicted model, not a curated record. The transcript has 3 exons.
AUGGCUUCGACGCAAUCUCCAGCUUCAAAUCGUCUGAUAAUCCUUGAAGAUCUUGACCAGAGAUAUGUGAAUAUCAUCGGAGCCUAUAGCGGAGCACCUCCCAUUGUAUUCCUGGCACAUGCUGCCGGGCCGUAUGUGGAUGACAUUGUUGAUGAAAAUUGCCUCGCGCACGACAGUAGCCAAUAUUGGAGAGUCAAGACAUUCCAGUUACAUGGCGUUGACCCUCAUCCGAAGCAAGCAUUUGGUGUCUAUGUCGGGAAAGACACUGUUCUGGACCGGAUUGUGCAAUACCUUGACGGAGACCGCACAUACCACCCCAGCGCACAUCUGGUAUCUUUCUGGUCUACAAAUAACUCAGAUGGUUCUUGGACGGCUCUUCUUCUCGUGGAUCCCAUACUUGAGAACGUCAUCCACAAGUUGCAUAUGACGCCGCCAUCGGACGAGCCAGUGCACAACCUGACUCUUCAGCACUCCGACUUGAGUGACAACCGUAUACCCGUACCCGCCCGUUUCUCCAUCAAAAGGCUACCCGAAGAUUCGCAGCAGUGGCACAAACCCCCAUCGAGGUCGCUCAGCCUUUCAUUCUUUGACAACCUCGUCCAUGCCUACACUUACCAAGGGCACGCGACGACGUCGGACCCGCGCUCGGCAACAGACCGCGAGUAUUUCCACGCGCUGACCUACCAUAUGAUGACCGUCAUGAACCGGAUGAAGGACAUCGAUGACAUAUUCCGGACGCUCUACCCCACCACGACGGCUUCGUCCUUCACUUCUCCCCCUCUUCCCAACGGAGAUAGCCCGCACCUAAACCACAAAAACAGCAGCAGCAACAAAAACCAAAACAACACCGACGACCGCGAACGUCAGUCCUGGCACGCCCUCCGCUCCCACGCCCACACCCUACACGCCCGCUUCGCCGCCACGCUCGCGACGUACGAGCAACGCGCCGCCAUCGAGCAGAGCCUGAUGGCCAACAAGCAGAGCGUGCUGUCCGACGAGCAGAGCCUCCUGGCCAACAGGCAAGCGCGCAGCGUCGGCCGGCUGUCUGCCCUGGCCACGGUGCUCGUCCCCUUCUCCGUCGUCGCCGGCAUCUUCUCCAUGUCCGGCCGCUUCGCCGCCGGGGAGGAUCUCUUCUGGGUCUUCUGGAUCCUCGCCGUCUCGUUUCUGGCGGCUUCGUGGGCUGGCUUUUCUUCGAGAGGGUCGUGA